Oreochromis aureus is the source of this 2822-nucleotide messenger RNA. It is a transcript of the gene dhx32a, whose product is annotated as DEAH (Asp-Glu-Ala-His) box polypeptide 32a. The coding region runs from base 322 to 2544 and encodes 740 amino acids. The record is from RefSeq and is a predicted model, not a curated record. Gene Ontology annotation, molecular function: RNA binding. Lineage: Eukaryota; Metazoa; Chordata; Actinopteri; Cichliformes; Cichlidae. The transcript is spliced from 11 exons. Gene Ontology annotation, cellular component: spliceosomal complex; intracellular anatomical structure.
AAAUCAAAACACGUGUGAAACCACGCUGAGAUGAAAUUACGCACCGAUGGACAUUGCGCGUACUAAGCUCCAAAGUGGACAGCUGCAAACUUUGAACAGCUUUAAAUAAAACAUUAAAAACAAAAGCCUUAGCAAAAGGAGGCUUUCACCUUGUACUCCGUCCAAAUACGCGAACAUAGCGUGGGAUUUUUAUUUUUUUAAACGCCAGAUGGAAAGGUACGCGCUCUGUAUUUCUGCGUUUCCGAUUUGAGAGGAAUGUACCUGUAGCUGGAGUUGAAGAAAAAAACUUAAUGUGCUCUAGUCCUGAUAAACCCGUAUGUCAUGUGGGAGGAAAAUAAUUUGGCAGAGCCGAACGUUUGCCCUGACCGAGAAGAAAGUCCCGCAGAAGACACUUUUGGAUUUGGGGAUGAUCUGGAGUUAAAUCAGUUCGAUGGAUUGCCCUUUUCCUCGCGUUACUACAAGUUACUGAAGGAGAGGAAAACUCUGAGUGUGUGGAAGGUCAGAUGUCAGUUUGAGGAUGCUCUGGCAAACAACCAGCUGGUUAUUGUGUCCGGGGCAGCAAAGACUGGCAGGAGUACACAGAUCCCUCAGUGGUGUGCAGAGUUCUGUCUGUCUGCCCAGUAUCAGCAUGGUAUGGUUGUGUGCACUCAGACCGACAAACAGCAGGCUGUAGAUCUGGCCUUGCGUGUCGCUGAUGAAAUGGAUGUCAACAUAGGCCAUGAAGUUGGUUACACCAUCCCUCUGGAGACCUGCUGCUCCUCUGACACUGUUUUGAGGUACUGCACUGAUGAUAUGUUGCUGAGAGAGAUGAUGUCUGACCCUUUUCUGGAGCACUAUGGGGUCAUAAUCAUUGACCAGGCCCAUGAAAGGACGGUUAGCACAGACAUUCUGCUGGGCCUCCUCAAGGACAUCCUGCUGCAGAGGCCCGAGCUCAGGGUGGUGGUUCUCACUGUGCCGCCCAUGACAGACAAGCUUCUGAGACACUAUGGCAGUGUCCUGCAUAUCAGUCUAGAGUCCUCAUGCACUGCUGAAGUUGUCCACAGCAACAACAGCAACAAAGACUACUUCUACUCAGCACUGAGACUGGUGCUGGAGAUCCAUCGAACCAAAGAGGGUGGAGAUGUUUUCGUAUUUUUAGGCUCAGCUGAGGAGGUCCACUGUGCCUAUAGCAUCCUCCAAAGAGAAGGGACCAGGUUGGGUGGACAGUUGGGACAAAUGGUACUUGUAGUCCUGUGCUCAGGCCAGGGAGGGCUACUUCCUGUCCUGCCUGAGCAGUCGUGCUGCACAAAGUCCAGAAAGGUUUUUCUCAGUACCCAUCAAGGCGAGGAUGCAUGGUGGGCUACAGAGUCUGUCAAAUUUGUCAUUGACACAGGAGUCCAGAAGAAAAUAGUGUACAAUCCGAGAGUAAGAGCUAGCUCAGAGGUUCUUCAACCCAUCAGUCAAUGCCAGGCAGACAUUCGCAAGCAGCUGUCUGGACCAUCAGGUAAAUGCUUCUGCCUGUAUCCAGAAGCAAGCCUAACUUCUGCAGAGAACUCCCCACAGAUCUUGGAGUCCAACAUUACACCGACAGUUCUUUUCCUCAAAAGGAUGGAGAUAGCAGGCCUUGGACAGUGCAGUUUCAUCGACAGACCAGAUCCAGAGGGUCUCAUGCAGGCACUGGAGGAGCUCGAUUACCUUGCAGCUUUAGACGAUGAUGGCAACUUGUCUGAAAUUGGCAUCAUAAUGUCUGAAAUCCCUCUGGAACCUCAGAUGGCCAAAGCGCUGCUAGCAUCCUGCGAGUUUGACUGUGUGAGUGAGAUGCUGACAGUCACAGCCAUGUUGUCAGCACCAAGCUGCUUUGUGGAGCCGCCUGCUGCCAUGAGCCACGAAGCAGUCCAGUGUCACAGAAAGUUCCAGCACCCUGAAGGAGAUCACUUCACCCUCAUAAAUAUCUACAAUGCCUACAAACAAAACCAGAGGGAACAAUACUUGACUACUGAAAAGUGGUGCCAGGACUAUUUUCUAGAUCAUUCUGCCUUGAGGACAGCUGAUUCCAUUAGAUCAGAGUUGACUGACACACUGAACAGAAUUGAGCUCCCAAUUUCUGAACCCUCCUUUGGAACCAAGACUAACACUCACAACAUCAAAAGAGCUCUGCUGGCUGGAUUCUUCAUGCAGAUUGCUCGAGAUGUGGACGGAUCAGGCAACUACUUCAUUCUUGCACACAAGCACGUGGCCCAGGUGCACCCACACUCCUGCUACGGGGCUCAGUCGCACAAGCUGGGACUGCCUGAGUGGGUUGUUUUCAAUGAGUACAUCCUUUCAGAAAACUGCUUGAGAAUAGUCUCGGAAAUUUCCCCGCAAGUGUUCAUUGAAAUUGCACCACUGUACUUCUUCUACAAUCUGCCCCCUAGCGAAAGCAAAGAUAUACUGCAAGACAUGUUGGACCCAGAGGGAUCCAAAAACCGCAGAGAGAAGAAACAGCAAGCUGCAACAAUAAGUGGUGACGUAAACGGUGGCUGUGCAGCAGUGACACAGACAUAUGACAGAUGUAUGAUUCAGUAAACUGAAAAUCACAAAUUUAGACUGCAAAUGCAUCAAUGCUUGUAAGACAUUUGUAUAAUUAAUACAGUAAAGCUUAAUUUAUUACAUUAAAUUACUCAUGUGUAUUACCCAAUGUUCUUACAGUGCUGAGAAGGCAAAGAGGUCUGUGAUCUAAAAACAAUAUGAGUGAGGGGGUUUCUGCAACUCUGCUUAGGUGUGGACUUUAUCCGUACAUGAUGCAGAUGCACACUGUCAUUUGAUAUACUUCACAAGCAAAAAAAAAAAAAAAAAAAAAAAAA